CUGAUUCCACAGGAUCAAAACCUGGUUGACUUUGGCGGCUAUCGUACUCCUGUGCUAGAGAACAGGCCAUCGUCAUCUCUCAUUACGGAUGCAGUGCAACCGUUUGCCAAGACAAGUCAGGAUAUACAACUGUAAUGUACUAUUCAAAGGAGGCAGUAUUCCGAAUCAGCCGUGCACGGAAUGUAUAAUAAGCAAUAAAGGAUUUCAAUAAUCCCAUGCGGCGAUCGACAAGAUCGUCACAUAGUGUUCCUGCUCAUCUACCAUUCAGUCUCCUGGAUUCUUGCGUUAACACCUCAAAAUGAAAUCGACGUUCUUUGCUACAUUGUCUGCUCUGACAGUGCAGAGAGUCACAAGCCAUGCGACCUUCCAAGAUCUGUGGAUCAAAGGCGUGGACUACGGCGCUCAAUGCAUCAGACUUCCACUGUCCAAUAGUCCGGUUACCAAUGUCUCAUCUAACGACAUUCGAUGCAACGCAGGCACUUCACCUGUAGCAUACAAGUGUAACGUGGCUGCUGGAGAUACAGUUACCAUUGAAAUUCAUCAACAACCCGGCGACCGCACCUGCACCACUGAAGCCAUUGGUGGUGCCCACUAUGGACCUGUACAGGCCUACCUCAGUGCCGUAGACGACUCCUCGACCGCAGAUGGAUCGGCCGGCUGGUUCAAGAUCUACGCUGAUACCUGGGCGAAAAACUCGGCGGGCUCAUCCGGUGACGAUGAUUACUGGGGGACCAAGGACAUCAACACAUGCUGCGGCAGACUCGACGUCAAGAUCCCGGCCGAUAUCGCCGCGGGCGAUUACCUCCUGCGAGCCGAAGCUUUGGCCCUCCACACGGCUGCCAGCAGUGGAAGUGCUCAGUUCUACAUGUCUUGUAUCCAGCUAACGGUCUCUGGGUCGGGAUCCGCUAAGCCGUCCACCGUCAACUUACCCGGUGCUUAUGCUGCGAGUGAUCCAGGUAUUCUGGUGGACAUUCAUGCCGCCAUGACUACAUACAUCGCCCCGGGUCCAACAGUCUACUCCGGCGGGUCGACGAAGAGUGCCGGAGCCGCAUGUCAGGGAUGCGAAACUACUUGCACGGCCGGCGCAGGGGCAUCUGGCACAGCAACAAGUGUGGUUCUCCCGACUGCGUCUGGCGGAUCAAGUGGUUGUACUGUCGCCCUUUAUGCGCAGUGUGGUGGUAACAGUUAUACCGGCUGCACGAAUUGCUACCAAGGAACGUGUACUAAACUAAAUGAUUACUACUCACAAUGCGCAUAG
Truncatella angustata is the source of this 1258-nucleotide messenger RNA. Its product is annotated as glycoside hydrolase family 61 protein. Lineage: Eukaryota; Fungi; Ascomycota; Sordariomycetes; Amphisphaeriales; Sporocadaceae. Gene Ontology annotation, molecular function: cellulose binding. Gene Ontology annotation, biological process: carbohydrate metabolic process. The coding region runs from base 299 to 1258 and encodes 319 amino acids. Gene Ontology annotation, cellular component: extracellular region. The transcript is spliced from 3 exons. The record is from RefSeq and is a predicted model, not a curated record.